AUGUUAGCGGGCAGCUCUGAGCCUUGGAAGCGUGAAGCAGAGGGCGACGGGGCGGCAGCUGUGCCUGCGCCCCCUGCCAUCGACUUCCCCGCAGAGGGCUCGGACCCCAAAUAUGAUGAGUCUGAUGUGCCAGCCGAACUCCAGGUAUUGAAAGGACCCCUGCAGCAGCCGACCUUCCCAUUUGCAGUAGCCAACCAACUGCUGCUGGUGUCUUUGCUGGAGCACUUGAGCCAUGUGCAUGAGUCAAAUCCAGUUCGUUCAAGACGGGUGUUUAAAUUGCUCUGUCAGACCUUUAUCAAGAUGGGGCUGCUGUCGUCCUUCACCUGUAGUGAUGAGUUUAGCUCACUGAGACUACAUCACAACAGAGCUAUCACACACUUAAUGCACUCAGCUAAAGAGAGAGUGCGUCAGGAUCCUUGUGAGGAGAAUUCUCAGAUCCCGAAAAUCAGGUCAAGAGAAGUGGACUUGGAAGCACAAACCUCACGCUACUUAAAUGAAUUUGAAGAGCUCACCAUCUUGGGGAGAGGCGGCUACGGAAGGGUAUACAAGGUCAGGAAUAAAUUAGAUGGCCAGCAUUAUGCAAUUAAAAAGAUCCUGAUUAAGGGUGCAACUAAAACAGAUUGCAUGAAGGUGCUACGGGAAGUGAAGGUGCUGGCGGGCCUGCAGCAUCCUAACAUUGUAGGCUACCACACCGCCUGGAUAGAACAUGUACACGUGGCCACGCCACAAGUCAGAGGUCCUAUUCAGUUGCCAUCUCUGGAGGUGCUUUCCAAUCUGGAAGAUGACAGAGAUGAGUGUGGUGUCCAACAUGGUAACAGUAGCAGCUCAUCCAUUGUCUUUGCUGACUUAACCUCAGACAAAGAAAAAGCCUUUGGAGAAUCUGACUUUGAAAAUCAGAACAACAUGCUGGUGAACUACACCACCAAUUUAGUGACAAGAGAUGCCAGUGGUUUUGGAUCAUCCAUUGAGCUACGAGAAAAUGGAAUGUCAGCUGCUGGCCCUCAGCUGCCUCUCAGGCAUCAUUCAGAUUUGGGGGAGAAUUGCACCUCCUCCGAGGAAUCUUCUGAAGAAAACUUGAACUUGUUUGGGCGGACAGAGGUGCAGUACCACCUGAUGCUGCACAUCCAGAUGCAGCUGUGUGAGCUCUCGCUGUGGGACUGGAUCACCACGAGGAACAGGAGGGGCCGGGAGAGCACAGACCAGGCGACCUGUCCUUAUGUUAUGGUCAGUGUUGCUACAAAAAUUUUUCAAGAAUUGGUGGAAGGUGUGUUCUACAUCCAUAGCAUGGGGGUUAUGCACAGAGACCUGAAGCCUAGAAAUAUUUUCCUUCAUGGCCCUGAUCAGCAAGUUAAAAUAGGAGACUUUGGUCUGGCCUGCACAGACAUCCUGCAGAAAAACACAGACUGGACCAGCAGGAGUGGGAAGAGUGUGCUGCCAACACAUACUUCCAGAGUGGGAACCUGUCUGUACGCAUCCCCUGAGCAGCUGGAAGGAUCCGAGUAUGAUGCCAAGUCAGAUAUGUACAGCCUGGGUGUAAUCCUGCUAGAACUCUUCCAGCCGUUUGGAACAGAGAUGGAGCGAGCAGAAGUGUUAACAGGUUUGAGAACUGGUCAGAUCCCCGAAUCCCUCAGGAAAAGGUGUCCAGUCCAAGCCAAGUAUAUCCAGCUCUUGACCAGCGAGAACUCAUCCCAGAGACCGUCUGCCGUCCAGCUGCUCCAGAGUGAACUUUUUCAGAAUUCCGGAAAUAUUAACCUUACCCUGCAGAUGAAGGUGAUGGAGCAGGAAAAAGAAAUCGAAGAACUGAAGCAGCAGCUGAGCCGCCUCUCCCGGGACAGAGGGGUGAAGGGGGGACGCAGGUCAGGAGCCUGCCCGGCCAGCCUUGAUGAGGCCGUAUAA
Molecule: messenger RNA, 1896 nt
Organism: Orycteropus afer afer
Lineage: Eukaryota; Metazoa; Chordata; Mammalia; Tubulidentata; Orycteropodidae
Gene: EIF2AK1
Product: eukaryotic translation initiation factor 2 alpha kinase 1
Exons: 15
Coding region: 1-1896 (631 amino acids)
Biological process (GO): protein phosphorylation
Molecular function (GO): ATP binding; protein kinase activity
Source: RefSeq, a predicted model, not a curated record